Molecule: messenger RNA, 2541 nt
Organism: Rasamsonia emersonii CBS 393.64
Lineage: Eukaryota; Fungi; Ascomycota; Eurotiomycetes; Eurotiales; Trichocomaceae
Product: Beta-glucosidase
Exons: 1
Coding region: 1-2541 (846 amino acids)
Biological process (GO): glucan catabolic process
Molecular function (GO): beta-glucosidase activity
Source: RefSeq, a predicted model, not a curated record
AUGCAGUUCCUCGUGCCUCUCCUGCUGUUUCUCUCACUCUGCUUAGGCCAACAAAAUGAAGGAUCUGUAUACACCCCCCGGAUAAGCUCAGGCUAUGGCAAUUGGUCUGAAGCAUACAGAAAAGCCCGCGAAUUCGUCUGUCAGUUAACGUUGACCGAAAAAGUCAACCUCACAACGCAAGUCGGCACGGGCCAGACCCAAGGCUACGACAUUGGCAUCAUCCCCCGGCUGAACUUUCGAGGAUUUGCGGCUGAUGACUCGCCCUCCGGCGUGCGAGGAACCGACUAUUCCUCCGCCUUUGCGGCGGGACUUAACCUGGCCAUGUCCUGGGAUAGAGAGCUAAUCUAUGCUCAAUCAUACGCCAACGGAGCGGAGCACAAGGGCAAAGGCGUCAAUAUCGUCUAUGCCCCCGUGGCCGGUCCGCUGGGGCGAGCGCCAACCGGGGGGCGCAUUUUCGAGAGCUACUCUCCAGAUCCGUAUCUCUCAGGGAUCGCCUUCGGGACAUCGAUUGCAGGAAUGCAGGCUGCCGGAGUGAUCGCCGUCGGGAAACACUUCAUCCUCUAUGAGCAGGAGCAUUUCCGCCAAGUCAUCGAAUGGAACUCGUACGGGCUGGGCCCGAAUAUCACGGAGCCGUACUCGUCGAACUGUGAUGACCGGACUUUGCACGAGCUCUAUCUGUUCCCGUGGUACGACGCUGUAUACAGCGGCAUGGCCGGGGUGAUGUGUUCCUACAACCAGAUCAACAAUACCCAGGCGUGCCAGAACAAUCACAUCCUGAAUGACAUCCUCAAGGGCGAACUCGGCUUCCAGGGGUUUGUGACCAGCGACGACGGGUCCCAGCACGACGGAGUCCUCACCGCGCUGGCAGGAAUGGACAUGACUAUUCCUGGAGAGACCUCUCCGAACGGUAUCGCCGGGCUAGGGAUCUCAUUCUGGGGGCCCAAUCUCACCAUGGCCGUGCUCAAUGGCAGCGUGCCCGAGUGGCGGCUUGACGACAUGGCCACCAGGAUUAUGGCUGCUUACUACUACCUCGGCCAGGACCAGGAUUUCCCACCACUGAGCUUUGCAGCAGCAGAUUACUCUACGUACGGAUACGAGUAUCCGCAAGCGCAGGUCGACUACACGCAGAUCAACUGGCACGUCGAUGUGCGUCAGAAUCACUCUCAGAUCAUCCGUGCGGUGGGCGCCAACUCGAUCGUGCUGCUGAAGAAUAACAACGGCACGCUUCCUCUCAGGAAACCCAGACAGAUUGCCGUCAUCGGCGAGGAUGCUGGUCCUUCGCCCUACGGUCCCAACGGCUGCACUGAUCGGGGCUGCGUUAAUGGCACGCUUGCGAUGGGCUGGGGGAGUGGUAGCACAAAUUUCCCGUAUCUGGUCGACCCCUUGUCUGCCAUCCAGCAGCGGGCGUUGAAAGACGGUACCGAAGUGCAAUAUGUCUUGAAUAAUUUCGCCACUGCGCAGAUCGACUCUGUAGCGUCGCAAGCCACCGUGUGUCUCGUGUUCAUCAAUGCCGAUAGCGGAGAGGGAUAUAUCGAGGUGGGCGGCAACUACGGCGACAGGAACAAUCUCACGGCAUGGCUGGGCGGAGAUGCUCUCGUCCAACGGGUUGCUGCGAACUGCAGUCAGACGGCGGUCAUCAUCCAUGCGCCAGGGCCCAUUCUGAUGGAGGACUGGAUCGACCACCCGAAUGUGACGGCGGUGCUCUUUGCCGGGCUCCCGGGACAGGAAAGCGGGAAUUUGCUGGUCGACGUGCUGUACGGCGACGUCAACCCAUCUGGCAAACUUCCCUGGACCGUGGGCAAGGCUCGCGAGGACUACGGGACUGAUGUGUUGUAUGAACCCAAAGGGCCAGUGCCGCAGAUCGACUUCACAGAGGGCCUGUUCAUCGACUAUCGCUGGUUCGACAAGCAGGGCAUCGAUCCUCGCUUUGAAUUCGGCUUUGGGCUGAGCUACACGACGUUCGACUAUCAGAACCUCAGCAUCGAGACCUUAAAAGCCUCUCCAGCGACAGCAACAACCACAUCGCCAGUAGCUUCAACCACCGUCAAUCCUUCUAGGUGCCCGACCACCAGCCUCAAUCCGUCCGACUACACGUUUCCAUCGACGAUCAGCUCGCUGACGAAUUACAUCUACCCGUACAUCGCUCCCAAUGCGACAAUCUCUACCGCUGCCGCCGGUACACCGACGCCCACUAUCAUCCCGGAGGCAGCAGGUCCUCAGGGAGGAAACCCGGCGUUGUACGAUGUGCUGUACCGGGUGACAUUGACGCUGAAGAACAACGGAACCGUUGCGGGGCAAGAGGUGGCCCAGCUGUAUCUGGACUUGGACAAUGGGGAGCCCAGUCGCCAGCUUCGGGGGUUCAACAAGACGUUCCUGCAGGCCGGGGAGACCAAGGACGUCACGUUUGAUCUGCGGAGGAGAGAUGUGGCGAUUUGGGAUGUUGUGAAGCAGGAGUGGGUCGAGGUCAAGAAACUGGGGACAAAGAUUGGGGUGUAUGUUGGGGCCAGCUCGAGGGAUUUGCGUCUGACGGGGGAGAUCUGA